Messenger RNA from Apus apus (common swift), 2271 nucleotides. It is a transcript of the gene IL10RA, whose product is annotated as interleukin 10 receptor subunit alpha. Lineage: Eukaryota; Metazoa; Chordata; Aves; Apodiformes; Apodidae. The coding region runs from base 4 to 1674 and encodes 556 amino acids. The transcript is spliced from 7 exons. Gene Ontology annotation, molecular function: protein binding. The record is from RefSeq and is a predicted model, not a curated record.
GGUAUGGCCCCCCCUGCCACAGCCCUGGCACUGUGCCUGGCACUGCUCCUCGCCUGGCCGACCCACGGUGAGAAGCGGCUGCCGAGACCCCAGAACGUGCGCUUUGCUGCCGAGAUCGCCCAUCACCUGCUGCGCUGGGAGCCGGGGCACGACAGCCCCAGCAACGUCUGCUACGAGGUGGAGCACAAAGUCUACGGCACAAAUUCCUCCUGGACAGCCAUCCCAGACUGCAUGAAGAUCUCGGGGCACUCUUGCGACCUCACAUACUACACUCUGGUCCCUGCCCUGCGCUACUACGCGCGGGUCAGGGCUGUGUCAGGGAACCACACGUCGCUGUGGCAAAGGACCAACGCUUUCUCCCCACAAGAAGCCAGCCUGCGCCUGUCAGGCCAGAGCCUCUCUGUGAGGGGAAACACCAUCCACGUGCAGCUGCAGCUGCUCCUCAGGGCAGGAAACCUCACAGUGAAAUAUGACGACAUACAGAAGCACACGAGGCAAUACCGGGUGUACGUCAGGAGGGCGCAGGACAACAGGACGUUUGAAGAGGUGAAGAAGGCCCCGGAGUUCAUCAUCAGCAACCUCUUCUGGGACACGGAGUACUGCGUCAGCGUGGAGCCCGAGGUGGCCAGCCGGCACACCCGCGCCGUGCGCACCGCCGAGCAGUGCCUCACCGUCGGGCACAGAGACAGGAGUGCAGAGCGGGUCCUGAGCAUCCUCAGCUCCUUCUUCAUCACCCUGCUGAUUUUGGGCCUGCUGGGAGCUCUGCUGGCAUGCACCUACAUAAAGAAACCUGUGAGGCCACCCUCUGUCCUGAAAUCUUUCAUAAAGCAAAGCUCACUCUGGGUGGACCAGGAGUCCCCAUCCUCAGGCAGCCCAGAUGCAGACCCUGUCCAGCAGCUGUUCCUGUGCCAGAAGGGGCCCCGGAAGGACAGCAGCCCCAGCACAGCCCAGCUGCCCCUGGAAAAGGGCUGGAAGCUGCCAGCAUGGCCUGAGGACCAGCCGUGCCUUCUGGGUCUGGGAGCCAUGGGGAGCAGAGACAGCAGCUGCACCAGCACCGACAGUGGCAUUUGCCUGCGCAGCUCUGAGCCGAGCUGCUCCUCAGGCCACAAGCCCCAGGGCUACAAGCAGGUUCCCGCUGGUGACGACAGUGGUGUGGUCUUGGGGAGCUCCUGCCUGUGCCCCACCUGCCCCUCCAGCAGCGGGAUAGCCAGUGAGCCCCAUGAAGCAGAGCUCAGCCCCUCCACCCUCCAACAAGCCAUGGAGUUCCACGGGUACCUGCAGCAGUCCCAGGGCACAGGGGAGCCCCAGCAGGACCCAGACAAGGGGAUGCCCUUCUUGGGCCACCCAAGCACCACAGACAUCGUGCUGGGUGCAGAAUGCUCUGAGCUGCCUGUAGCCAAAGGGUAUUUGAAGCAGUCCUCUCCGGAGCAGCUCUGCAGCCACACACAGGACCUUGCUCCUUGGGGGGCCCUGAGCUGUGGGGCUCCAGGUGCCCCCUUGGACUCUAAAGCCAGCCCUGAACUCCUGAAAGCUCCUUUCAACCUGAGCAUCUUCAACACUGACCUCCUGGGGACACUGCCCCUCAUCUCCAGCCUCAGCACCAACGAGUGGCUCCAGCUGCAAAUCCAGCCCCUGACCCUGCCCGAUGGGGACAGCAAGGACAGCCGCCUGUGAGCCACCCCCGUGCUGGGGAGCUGGUGCCCACCAGCCCACCUACCUCUUCUAACCCCUGCUCAUGAGGAGCAGCUCUUCUGAUAAGCUACCACCGAUGCCUGAAUGUUAGUGCCUCAACACGAGCAGUGCCCUGGCUGAGACUGGCAUGAGAAGCACCAGCUCAGCUACUUGUGGGGCUGCCUUGGCCCUGGCACUGCUGCACACCCUGCACCUUCCCUCCAGCCAGUCGCCAGUGGAAAGCUAACGAGACAUGGGGAUGGGAUGUGCUGGAGGGGCUCCCCCCUCCUCUAACCACCAGGAGGAUACACACCAGGACAUGUCUGCCCAGCCCGGGGAGGACACUCACUUCCCUCUUUCACUGGCUCUUUCAGCUGAUGUCUACAUUGCUGAUGCCAUCCAAACCUUUCACAACACAGACACUGAAAACAAAGAGCAGCCUGACGUCAGCCAUCCCACUGCUGGGAACAUGGAGCUCCCACACUGGAGGGAGUGAGGGACUUUCCUGACAACCCUACAGAGACCCUUCAGCCCCUAUGGCCCAGCUGCAGGGCACUGGCUACCUCUGAUGUGUGCAGGUUGCCACGUGAGCCCAGCGUG